Hirsutella rhossiliensis is the source of this 1356-nucleotide messenger RNA. Its product is annotated as IPP transferase domain-containing protein. The coding region runs from base 1 to 1356 and encodes 451 amino acids. Lineage: Eukaryota; Fungi; Ascomycota; Sordariomycetes; Hypocreales; Ophiocordycipitaceae. Gene Ontology annotation, molecular function: zinc ion binding; tRNA dimethylallyltransferase activity; nucleic acid binding. The record is from RefSeq and is a predicted model, not a curated record. The transcript is spliced from 2 exons. Gene Ontology annotation, biological process: tRNA modification. Gene Ontology annotation, cellular component: mitochondrion.
AUGGCCACCCGCAGAGCUCCCGCCGAACCGUUGCUGGUCGUCCUCGGGUCGACGGGGACGGGCAAGUCAGAGCUAGCCGUCGAACUGGCCACUCGGUUUCGAGGCGAAAUCAUAAACUCGGAUGCCAUGCAGCUCUACAAUGGCCUGCCCGUCAUCACCAACAAAAUAUCCCUACCGGAGCAGCGCGGCAUCCCGCACCAUCUGCUCGGCCACAUCUCCCUCGCCGAGCCGCCCUGGGACGUUGAGGAUUUCAAGCGGGAGACGACCAAGGUCAUGGCCGAGAUCCGCGCGCGCGGCAACCUGCCCAUCCUCGUCGGCGGAACCCAUUACUAUGUCGACUCGCUGCUCUUCACCGACGUCAUCCUCGACGACAUUGCGCUUGACCGCAAAGAGUCCUUUGCUAUCCUCGACGAGCCCACAGAUGUCCUGCUCGAGGAGCUGAGGCGAUGCGACCCCGUCAUGGCUAACCGUUGGCACCCCAACGACAGGCGCAAGAUCCUCCGCUCCCUCGAGAUCUACCUGCACACCGGGAAGCCCGCUUCGCAACUCUACGCAGAGCAGCAGGAUCGCAAGGCUGCGGCCGUCGCCGCCCAGCCCUGGGAAAAGCUCCUGUUCUGGGUGUACACAGACCGCGAGAUUCUGUGCGAGCGGCUGAACCAGCGCCUAGACAAGAUGCUUCGCGCCGGUCUUCUGGACGAGGUCAAAGAGCUGUUCCGUCUCAAGCGUGACAAGGCAGCCAAAGGAGAGCUCGUGGAUAUGUCCAAGGGUAUCUGGCAGUCCAUCGGCUACCGGCAGUUUGAGCCGUACCUCGAAGCUCUCGACGAGGGAAAGGACGCGGCCGCCCUCGAGCAGCUCAAGGCGGACGCCCUCGAGGACGUCAAGACCGCCACGCGGCGCUACGCGAACUACCAGACACGGUGGACCCGGCUCAAGCAGAUGCGCCGCCUCCGGGAGCACGGCCCGGAAGCACUGCAAAGCCUCUACCUGCUCGACAGCACCGACGUGUCUCGCUUCGAGCCCGCCGUCGUCGAGCCCGCCGCAAGGCUUACCGAGCAGUUUCUGCACGGCGAGUCUCUUCCGCCGGCCACGGAGCUGUCGCUGCGCGCGGCCGAGGUCCUCACCAGCCUCGGCGACCCCCCGUCCGCAGAGACGCCGCACAGGCGGGCCUGCGAUGUCUGCCAGACGGUGGUGUUGACGGAGCAGGCGUGGGCGAGGCACGUCAAGGGCGCGGCCCAUCGGAGGGCGAUCAAGAAGAGGAAGAAGCUGGCGCUCGUGCCGUACGAGCCCCCCGGAGGACCGGCCGAGGCAGGUAGCUCGUCGCCGCCGUCGAGCCCCAACAUAGCGUCUUUAUUUUGA